Messenger RNA from Maylandia zebra (zebra mbuna), 1895 nucleotides. NCBI's taxonomy places the organism in Eukaryota, Metazoa, Chordata, Actinopteri, Cichliformes, Cichlidae. The record is from RefSeq and is a predicted model, not a curated record.
CAGUGUGACUGUGCUGUAGCAUUCCGUCAGACUGAGUCAGUUUGUCUGCAGAACUUAGAAACAUGGCUUCAUCCUUCCUCUGCCUCCUCUUCAUCAGCCUCAGCACAGCAGAUGGAUUCAUGACUUACAGACUGUCUCGCUGUGACUUUAACUCCACGGAGCUGAAGGACAUCCGGUUCACCGACUCUUACUAUUACAACAUGAUAGAGAUCAUCAGGUUUGACAGCAAUGUGGGGACGUUUGUUGGAUUCACUGACUUUGGAGUGAAGACCGCAGAGGCCUGGAACAAUAUUCCUGCAAGGCUGGCUACCAUGAGGGCUCAGAAGGGGACGUACUGCAAACCAAACAUUGAUGUUAGAUACCACAACCUUAUGUCUAAAUCAGCUCCGCCCACUGUCAAACUUCACUCCACCACGCCUCUCUCCAGUCACCAUCCUGCCAUGUUGGUCUGCAGUGUCUAUGACUUCUUUCCCAGUAAGAUCAAAGUGAGCUGGCACAGAGACGGACAGGAAGUCACCUCUGAUGUCACUUCCACUGAGGAGAUGGAGGAUGGGGAUUGGUACUACCAGACCCACUGCUACCUGGAGUACACACCCAGGUCUGGAGAGAAGAUCUCCUGUGUGGUGGAGCACGCCAGCCUGGAGAAACCUCUGAUCACUAACUGGGAUCCCUCCUCAUCCUCAUUCAUGCCUAAGACAGAGAGGGACAAGCUUGCCGUCGGCGCCUCAGGACUGCUCCUCUGUCUGAUCUUGUCUCUGGCUGGGUUCAUCUACUACAGACAGAGAGCUCGAGGUCGUAUCCUGGUUCCCACAAACUGAGGCUGUUCCUGGUCCUGGUUUUCUCUGAUGUUUUAAAGUCAGCUGCUUCCUGUGUUUAGCAGACUGAUGACGGUGUAGCCAAUAUGUCAGCACACCAAAGAAUAACUGAAACAAUAUCUGUGCCAAAAGAAGAAAAUGUAUUCAGGGUCUGACUGCAGUUUACCAUCUGUGCUUAAUAUGUUAUAGAGCAGCGGUCCCCCAACCCCGAGUCGUUUGGUGCCGGGCUGUGAGAGUUGAGGUUCGGGUGUAAAAUGUAUGGUUUUCAGGGUUUUUAGCGGUUUUUAGUGUUAUUUUUGUUUUUGUCGUUAACUCGGUUUUUGUGGGUCUUUAAACGCGUGUUAUGAAUAAAUCUUCUUUUUUCGUUAGCGGUGCUAAUUUUCUUUUGUGGUGUUUAUUUGCGACACCUUAAAGGCCGUGAAAACAUUGUCAGGCAUAAACCGGUCCGUGGCGCAAAAAAGGUUAGGGACCGCUGCCAUAGAGAUUUCUGGAUUGGAGCAUGUCAUCCUUCAGGACUCGCAUCCACUUUGAAAAGAAGAGAAGCUGUUCUUUACGGGAUAUUUGGUGUAUUACGGUAGCACAAAGCAUUCACAGGCUACUGCUGUCUGAACUCUGCUUAGGUUUUACCGUCAGUGUUUUGCAAUGCCGUAGCUCCUCCACCAACUGGGCUAGAGAGACAUUUCAAAGACGAGCUUUACUAAACUUUACUGUGCAUCAUUACAGUCCAAUCACAGAUAAGAAUUGAUGAUUGAUUGAUGAUGAUGCACGGAGCAGAGAGGCAGGAAUGGAGAAGUGGCAACGCACAAAAAAAGAGCAGGAGAUUUAAAAACUCCAGUGUGGCCCAGGCUGAAAAACCUUUUUAUACAUAUUUUUUAUAUUUCAUAUUUAAAGUUGGUGUUGUGUUACAUUUUGUUCAUGUUCAAUAUCAGUUUCCACUUAAGUAUAAAGCUGAAAAAACUGUCUGUUUUGUUUCUUUCUAAAUGUCUGUAUAUAGUCUGGCCAGCAAAUACUAAAAAUGAAAAGAGCUACAGUGUCUUGCAAAAGUAUUCGGCCCCCUUGAACUUUCCCACAUUUUGUCGC